AUGGAUGCUGCCAGGAGAGGAGAUGCACAGAGAGUGGUCUGGACCACCGGAUGGCUGCUGCUGCUGCCGCUACUGCUGUGUGAAGGAGCGAAGGCCCUGGAGUGCUACAGCUGCGUGCAGAAGGCGGAUGACGGAUGCUCGCCGCACAAGAUGAAGACCGUCAAGUGUGGUCCAGGAGCUGACGUCUGUACCGAGGCGGUGGGGGCGGUGGAGACCAUCCACGGGCAAUUCUCUGUGGCGGUGCGGGGCUGUGGUUCCGGACUCCAGGGCAAGAAUGACCGUGGAUUGGACCUUCACGGACUCCUGGCCUUCAUCCAGCUACAGCAGUGCACCGAGGACCGAUGUAACGACAAACUCAACCUCACCUCGCGAGGCCUCAACCCUGCAGGCAACGAGAGUGCCUAUGAGCCCAAUGGUGCAGAGUGCUACAGUUGCCUGGGGAAGAGUCGCGAGGAGUGCCAGGGCACCAUGCCUCCAGUUGUGAGCUGCUACAACGCCAGCGGCCGCGUUUACAAGGGCUGCUUCGAUGGCAACGUCACCUUGACGGCAGCCAAUGUGACUGUGUCCUUACCUGUCCGAGGCUGCGUCCAGGAUGAGUCGUGCACCCGGGAUGGGGUGACGGGUCCAGGAUUCACACUGAGCGGCUCCUGCUGCCAGGGGCCCCGCUGUAACUCUGACCUCCGCAACAAGACUUAUUUCUCCCCUCGAAUCCCACCCCUGGUCCUACUGCCCCCUCCAACCACUCUAGCCCCGUCCACUUCGGUCCAGAUCUCCUCCAGCACUACCUCCACAGGCGCCCCAACCACGACCACCUCUACUACCAAGCCCACCUCAGCCCCAACCAGCCACACUCCACCCCAUGAAGUAGAACACGAUACUGCACUAGAAGAAGAGUCCCAUUUGACUGGAGGUGCUGCGGGCCACCAAGACCGCAGCAAUAUGGAGAAGAACGCCCCAAAAGGUGGGGCUAAUGAAGGCCCUGUGUUUCUGGGGUCUGGGUUGCCAGCUCUUCUCUUGACUGUGGUUGCCGGUGCGCUGCUAUGAGCAUCUCGUCUAUCUCGUCUUGAAAUGUCCACCUCACCUUGCUUCCCUGGCCCUGGGUACCAACUCUCCGUUUCUCACUGGACUGGACUGGCUCAACCCCCCCUUCCUCCGGCAUUUCCAGUUUCACUGCACUGGUUUGCAGCUCCCAGAAGCAGCCUGCAGUUAUCAAUGCACUGCUGAGAUGGCCCAGCUUUUUGAUGCAGCGACUGAGUUUCCCCUGAUGGUGACUGGGGAAAAAGGACAGAGAAAUUUACUGGCUGAGCGAGUCCUGGAGAGUCCCUGGCUAGCUUCCUCUCCCAGUUUGCAUUGCCAGG
Molecule: messenger RNA, 1358 nt
Organism: Microtus ochrogaster (prairie vole)
Lineage: Eukaryota; Metazoa; Chordata; Mammalia; Rodentia; Cricetidae
Gene: Lypd3
Product: LY6/PLAUR domain containing 3
Cellular component (GO): plasma membrane
Source: RefSeq, a predicted model, not a curated record